Molecule: messenger RNA, 1008 nt
Organism: Aspergillus niger
Lineage: Eukaryota; Fungi; Ascomycota; Eurotiomycetes; Eurotiales; Aspergillaceae
Exons: 3
Coding region: 1-1008 (335 amino acids)
Molecular function (GO): catalytic activity
Source: RefSeq, a predicted model, not a curated record
AUGAAGACUCAUCGUAUAUCAGACCUUUUCAUUGGGAUCAUUUUCCUUUUCUCCGGGGCGGCUAACAGCCUUGCCCCUCGUUGGCCGAGUCCUGAUUACAACAACUUGACUGUCGCUUUAGUUCGAGCACCUCCCGUCAAUUGGCCCCUGCCCUUGAUGAACAAGAAUUGGACGGAUGUUGAAUUCGACUUGGACGGCUCCGUCGAGAAAGGCGUUGGUUUGAUCAAGCAGGCCGCUGACAAUGGUGCCAAUCUUAUUGUUUUUCCUGAGCUAUGGUUUCCUGGAUACCCUAAAGGAAUUGCAGAUAAUGUCUCAAUCGCUAACCACCUCAAAAACUACUACGAUAACUCUCUAGUUGAAGGAAGUUCACAGUGGAAUAAGCUUCUUUUAGCUGCGAAAGAGAACCAUAUCUACGUUGUUCCCGCGUUCUCUCACCGUCAGGGUGAUUACAUCUACAUGGCACAGGCGUUGAUUUCUCCUGCUGGUGAGACAAUUCUACUUCGUCAUAAGCUUAGGCCAUCUGGUGGGGAGCGAGAGAUCUGGUCUGACGGCACCAUUGAGGAACUGAAGGUGGUCGCAACCCCUUACGGUCGUUGGGGGUUGCUAGAAUGCUGGGAGCAUUUCCAUCCUGCUAUGACAUAUAAUGUUCAGUCGCAAGUUGAGAAUUUGCAUAUCGCCUCAUUCCCAUACAUGCCGGACAGUGGGAACUCCGAAGCAGCAUAUUGGGAGUCCCUUGAUGUCAACGUGGCAGCUACCCGAACUUACGCUGUCAACUCACAAGCUCCAGUAGCUAUGGCUGCGGUGGGAAACGUGCGUUUCAUUGAUGGAUUUGGUAUUGACUUAGAGGUAAUAGAAGCCUCUGCGUCAUUUGAUAAAGUCCCAUUGGUGUACACAUCUUUUAAUACUACGGGACUCGGAAGUACCGUUCCGUAUGACACUGAUGGAGAGCAGUCGUGGGGAAUCCUGCAGCAGAUCAAUGCUGGUUCCCCAGCUACAUUCCCAAAGUGA